Messenger RNA from Helicoverpa armigera (cotton bollworm), 1091 nucleotides. It is a transcript of the gene apn, whose product is annotated as protein apnoia. Bases 98 to 538 code for a protein of 146 amino acids. NCBI's taxonomy places the organism in Eukaryota, Metazoa, Arthropoda, Insecta, Lepidoptera, Noctuidae. The record is from RefSeq and is a predicted model, not a curated record. The transcript has 3 exons.
CCUGGCAUACAGACAGGCAGCCAAUCAGUCAUACACCAGCAGGCGUCUGGAGAUCACCAGCUAAUUGUUUUUCCGAAAUUAUUAAGUGUUAGCCAAAAUGUGCAACAAACUCACCCUCUUGACUCUGACGUACGUCGUCGUGUUCGUCUCGGUAGUGCAGUGUGAUAGCGUUGAAACCAAGGAUUUCUUUAGCGAAGGCACAAGCGUCGGCCGUACGUUUGGUCACAAUGCUCUCAAACGCCUGUCGUUCAUCUUCUUACCCGUGAUGUUCACUCUGGGUGUCAUCUCCACACUCCUGAUGGCACUCGCCGUCAUCUCUGUGAAGAACUUAGCCAUUGGAGUAAUGCUGCUUAUCGUGGCUGUCAGUCAGGCUGUAUCCAGGCUGUUCUUAUCGGCCGCAUCGCCGGCCUCCUUGGUUCACCUACACCCUCGGGCUGAGCUGCUGCCAGCGCCCGCCAUCCCCGCCCCCUGGCCAGCACCCGGCCCUCUACUGUCGCCCUGGGCCAGAUCUGACAACGACGCCCCUAUCUCUGACUAGAUUAUCUAUAUAACUCCAGUGCCUGCUAGGAAUGUAUGAAGAAAGUCAUGAAGGAAUAUAGAGCACAGAAACUUGCAAAAAUAUGCUGUGCACAACAUAAUUGUCAUUUGCGAAACGAUUUUGUUUUGGGUCGAAUACCGAAGUCGGUAUGACCGGUCAGUAAGACCUUUGGGUUUUACCCAUACAUGCCAUAGUUCGUUAAUGACCGACAAAGGUCAUUCUCAUAAACAUCGGUGCUCCAUUCCUUCUUAUUUAUUGGAAAGAUUUAUAUAAUUUAGAUGGCACGUUUCCUGAUGACUCACAAUCGAAAACCCACCAAUCGAGUGAUCGCUACGGCUACCUCAACGACUGAGCGAAUCAGUUAAUUUAACAUGCAUUUAUUUAAUUGUUUAAGAAUUAAUUUAUUUUUAUAGAUUUACUUUCAUCUCAAAAAAGUAAUUAACUUUUAUCGAUGUCAUAGCUUCGUCUGCCUCUCGCGAAAACUGUGAGAUUUUGUGAAAGAUAGACGAUCGAAACUAAUUUUAAGUAUUUAUUCAAUAAAUGAUUCAAGCAA